AUAAAUGGACAAGGACAAACGCAGUUGACAGAUCAAUGGUAUCUGGGGUUUUGCAAUGGCUAGAUUUCUAAGAUCUAACUUCAGAGGUUUCCUGGCCACCCAGAUCAGGAUGUCAUCCGACCAGCUGGGGGAACUCGGCAAAGGAGCGGGGAAGGGAGGAGGAGGCGGAGGGGCCGUGAGAGAGGCCGGUGGGGCCUUUGGGAAGAAGCAGGCGGCAGAGGAGGAGCGUUACUUCAAAAUGAAAGAGCAGGAGCAGCUAGCUGCACUGAAGCAGCAUCACCAGGAAGAGAUUGACCACCAUAAGAAGGAGAUCGAGAGACUGCAGCGAGAGAUCGACCGCCACCAGGGCAAGAUCAGGAAGCUGAAGCAUGACGAUUGAGCCCUCUGGCAGAAGCACUGCCCCCUUCCCCACCCCUUCCUCUACCACCCAGAGAAAUCUGAGAUGUCAAUGCCAAAACUUAACUUUGCUGUCAUAGGUACAAAUGUUUAAUCUGUGAUUGUACAUGCUUGAAGCAACUAUGACAAAAAUAAAGUGCACCUAUCAUUUUCCAAAA
Megalops cyprinoides (Indo-Pacific tarpon) is the source of this 554-nucleotide messenger RNA. It is a transcript of the gene atp5if1b, whose product is annotated as ATP synthase inhibitory factor subunit 1b. The record is from RefSeq and is a predicted model, not a curated record. Lineage: Eukaryota; Metazoa; Chordata; Actinopteri; Elopiformes; Megalopidae. The coding region runs from base 56 to 379 and encodes 107 amino acids. Gene Ontology annotation, molecular function: ATPase inhibitor activity. The transcript is spliced from 3 exons. Gene Ontology annotation, cellular component: mitochondrion. Gene Ontology annotation, biological process: negative regulation of ATP-dependent activity.